CAUUAUCUUCCGCGGCUGAAAGCGGAGCGCGCAGGCUCCGCUCCAAAGUUACAUUCCCCCGCCUCAAGGCAGGGGGCGCAGCUGAUGGCGGUGGCCCUUGCUGGGGCAACGGCACAUCUUCCCUCCCCAGUCCCCUUUACCAAAUAAAAUGGACCGAGAACCUAAUGAUGAAGCAGCGCAAGGCUUGCUAUCUACGGCGCACGCACGAUUUCAGGAGCGGCGAUUCGAGGAGGCAGAGGAACUCUACAGCCGUUACAUCCAACACUGCGCAUGCUCUAAAUCGAGCAAAUGCACCUGUCAGGACCUUGCAACUGCACUUAACAACAGGGGGCAGAUCAAGUAUUUGAGAGUCGACUUCUAUGAAGCAAUGGACGAUUACACAUCAGCUAUAGAAACCCAGUCUGACUUUGAAGUACCAUAUUAUAACAGAGGUCUGAUAUUAUAUAGGCUAGGAUACUUUGAUGAAGCCAUGAAGGAUUUCAAGAAGGUUUUAGAGCUAAACCCCGACUUUGAAGAUGCUUCUUUAAGCUUAAAGCAGACUAUCAAGGAUAAAGAAGAAAAACAAAAAAGAACAUCUUAAAUUAUACGGCCUUUGUUGGAUUUUGAGACUGGCUUGUCUGAAAAAGUGAAGACACAAAAACUCUUCUUUCUGCUCACCUCCUUCAUUUAUUUUACUUCUGGCACAAAAAAGAAAAAAUGCCCUAAAAAUAAAUGCAUUCACUAUAAUUGAAAAAGUAAACUGUAUAUAUUGUAGAAUUUCUGUAAUUGUAGGGCUGAGAUGCUGUUCAUUGUAAGCUAAAAUUGUUUAUAAUACAAGCUUUGUAUAUAGCUCAACACGUGUUUAGUAAAAAGUAUUAACCCUGACAAGCCAUUAAAAAUUA
Molecule: messenger RNA, 881 nt
Organism: Eublepharis macularius
Lineage: Eukaryota; Metazoa; Chordata; Lepidosauria; Squamata; Eublepharidae
Gene: TTC32
Product: tetratricopeptide repeat domain 32
Exons: 3
Coding region: 149-580 (143 amino acids)
Molecular function (GO): protein binding
Source: RefSeq, a predicted model, not a curated record